AUGAGGGCCUGCUUAGUUUUCAUUUGUUUACUGGCAGCAACACUUGCCCUGUCUGUUAAGAGUAAACCUCAUGGAAAACACCAUGGGUUGCAUAAGACUUCACACAAAGCCAAAGAAAAGGAUACUAUCACAGAGGAGGCCAACAAACCACAGGUCUUACCCACUUUAUUCACGUUUGAGGCCAGCAGCCAAGAGCAGGAAGAUGAGGAGCUGAGCUCCGAGGGCAAUGCAAACACCAAUAAAGAGGAUGGAGAGUCUGAGGUGACUGAAAGGAGAGAUAAAAGCACUCCAGCCCUGCUGAGUGAGGAGGAGCUGGUAGACCUCCUGAAAAAAGACGCAGAAGAGGAAGAAGUGGAAGAAAGCAAGCUGGAGGAAGAAGAGGUGGAGGCAGACAAAGGCAAGGUGGAGUCUGGUGAAGCUCUGGAGGUCACUGAGGAUGAAGAAGGUGACAGGGAGGAGAAGAAGUUGGAAGACACCUUGAAAAUAGAGCAAGAUAGUGAAGAAGUGACAGAUGAGGGGGAAGUGAAGGAGGAUAGUGUGGAAGAUGAAAUAGGGGAGGAGGUGGAGAAGAUGUCCCAUGAGGACAAGAGGGAAGAGUCUGUUGGCAAAAUGGUCGACAGAGAAGAGCAAAUGGCACUACUAGAGGAAACAGAUGGCAGCACAGAGUCAGAUAUCCCAGUCGACCUUGACUAUGCUGCUGAUAGUGGCAUCUUACAACCUCUGCAGAUGAUAUCAGCUAAGCUUAAACCCCACACUGAUGACACCAAGCCUCUUUCAAAAACAGAUGUUCCAUAUGUCCCGGAGAAAGAGGUCAGUGAGAAAGAACUGCCCAGCAUAGAUGAGGACUAUGAACAAGACAUGCAAAACACUGAGGCAGCGGACAGCGAGGAGUUGUCUGAUCAGGAUAACCUGCAAGAGGGCAAAAAUGACAAAGACUCCCAAGCUAAAUCUAAAGAAAUGAAUCAGGAUGUGGAGACUCAAGAACCAAAGAUCACCAAAGAGCUUGAAUCAGUGGCUGGAAAGCAGGAAGAGAAAAACAAGAAUGACAGUGGAAGUCACACCAAGGGAAAGACAAGGAAACAGAAGAAGAACCAGAGGGCGAGGAAGCACUCUCCACAUAGAGAGGAAACACAGUCUGGACAAGAACUGAGCCAACAGGAUCCUCAGGAGUCUGCGAGCAGCAGCAUUGACAACACAGUUCACAAGGCAAAGAGGAGAAGGGCAGGAAAAUGGGGUCCUUUGGUAGGAAUGAAUCCAGUGCAGAUAAGAGCCUCGGUGGAUCUCUACCCGAGUUCCAGGCCAUCUCUCGGUGGAAGCGUACAUCACCCAGACGCCCCUGCCGAUCCGUGUAACAAUUUCCGCUGCAAACGUGGAAAGACGUGUAAACUUGAUGCAGAUAAUAAGCCAGGCUGUGUGUGUCAAGAACCGUCACAAUGUCCUCCCAGUGUGAAUGAGUUUGAUCAUGUUUGUGGGACAGACAACAAAACAUAUGAUACGUCAUGCGAGCUCUUCGCAACUAAAUGCAACCUGGAGGGCACCAAGAGAGGGCACAGACUUCAUCUGGACUACACUGGGCCAUGCAAAUUAAUACCUCCAUGUGUGGACACUGAGCUGGUCCAGUUCCCUCUACGAAUGAGGGAUUGGCUGAAAAAUGUGCUGCUGCAGCUCUAUGACCAUGACUCCAUGUCCCCUGGCUUCCUCACCCCUAAACAGCGUUUUAGAGUAAGGAAAAUCUUCGAGAGUGAACGGCGUCUUCAUGCUGGUGACCACUCUGUCGAGCUUCUCGCACAGGACUUUGAGAAGAACUACAACAUGUACAUCUACCCAGUGCACUGGCAGUUUGCUCAACUGGACCAACACCCUUCUGACAGAUUCUUGUCCCACUCAGAGCUGGCCCCACUCAGGGUCCCUCUGGUGCCGAUGGAGCACUGCACCUCCCGCUUCUUCCAGGAGUGUGAUGCUGACAAGGACAAGCAGGUGUCCUUCAAAGAGUGGACCUCCUGUUUUGGUAUCAAGAAUGAGGAUAUGGAUGUCAACCUGCUUUUCUGA
Toxotes jaculatrix (banded archerfish) is the source of this 2049-nucleotide messenger RNA. RefSeq names its product SPARC-like 1 (gene sparcl1). Gene Ontology annotation, molecular function: calcium ion binding; extracellular matrix binding; collagen binding. Gene Ontology annotation, biological process: anatomical structure development. The coding region runs from base 1 to 2049 and encodes 682 amino acids. The transcript has 10 exons. NCBI's taxonomy places the organism in Eukaryota, Metazoa, Chordata, Actinopteri, Toxotidae. The record is from RefSeq and is a predicted model, not a curated record.